Molecule: messenger RNA, 1998 nt
Organism: Orussus abietinus
Lineage: Eukaryota; Metazoa; Arthropoda; Insecta; Hymenoptera; Orussidae
Product: E3 ubiquitin-protein ligase RNF8
Exons: 5
Coding region: 107-1543 (478 amino acids)
Biological process (GO): protein K48-linked ubiquitination; double-strand break repair; ubiquitin-dependent protein catabolic process
Cellular component (GO): ubiquitin ligase complex; nucleus; site of double-strand break
Molecular function (GO): ubiquitin protein ligase activity; histone binding
Source: RefSeq, a predicted model, not a curated record
GAAGCAUUCAGCUUCCUCCUUCCCCCUUCAUGAUAACAAAAGGAGCAUUCAGAUAAGACCGCUUGACAGAUCCUUCGUUACUGAUUUCUUUAAGCGAGGGCUUUGAAUGGGGAGGCUGAGAGCGAAAAAGAGAAAAAUGACUCAAGACUACCACCCGAUUUUGGUCAACCUCGAGCCUGUCGAUCAAGGAACCCGAGACAUCGUUCUUUGCAAAAAUGAGUUCAAGAUAGGCAGAGGAUUGAAUAAUGACGAGGUCAUAUCAAACUUGUCAAUAUCACGCAGCCAGUGCGUCCUGCGUAGAGACGAUAAAGGCAACUGGACGAUAACAGAUUUAAGCUCCUGUUGUACAUUUCUAAAUGGGGAACCUCUCGGACGAGGUGUCACCAGAGAGAUUCGUAUAGGAGAUACCGUACAGUUUAGCCCUAUGGUCGAGUAUAAAUAUGUGUUCACUGUCGAUGCCAAGGAAGUUAACAGGGAACUGAAGAAACGUCGAGCCGACAAACAAGUGUUCAACCACAUUCUAUUGGAACAGAAGACAUUCUUAGAAACAAAUCAGGUACAACGAAAGGAGCUGGAAAACAAAUUGGAAGCCGAACAGAAGAAACAGCAAGAACUGAAACUUAAGCUGAAGGAACUGUUGGAAAGUCAGGAUGUUGGGAGUGACGAUAAUCACCAGAGAAUCGAUACCUUAAAGCGAAACAUUGAAGCUGGUAAUAUUGCUGAAUCCCUUCUACGAAAGUCAUAUUAUGAGCUACUUGAGAAAUUAAAGGAUGAAAGGCUAAAGUUUGAAGCUCGAUUGAACGACGAAAAACAAAAAUGGCAAGAAGCUCUUGAUUCAAGCAAGCAAGAGCAAGCUGCUCUCGAGACCAAUAUGAAGAAGCAGAUGGAAAGCUGGAGAGCGGAACAGGAAGUAGAAUGGAAGAAAGUCAUGGAAAACUCUAUCAAGGAAGAAAAAACGAUACAGAGCAAGCUACUCGAUGAAAAACUGUUACUUGAACAAAAGUUGAAAGAGAUGGAAGAGGCACUCAGGGAAAGCGAAGCAAAGGCAUCGAUGUUGCUUACACAAAAUGAUACCGAUGAUUCAAAAGCUUCAUUGGAUGAUCUUGGCGUUGUCAUAGUCGACAUGGUAGGAACGGACUCACAAAAGGACUUACAAAUUCUGGGUACCAUAGAUCUAACCGUUGAUAGUCCAAGUCCUUCAAGUUCUGAAAUUGGCGCAGGAGAAAAAGUCUUUGACAAAGUUGGCGACAUCAUGGAUGAACAAUUAACGUGCAGCAUUUGCUCGGAACUGUUCAUUAGAGCAAUGACAUUAAACUGCACGCAUACUUUUUGCCAAUAUUGUAUCAGCUCUUGGAUGAAAAAGAGGAAGGAGUGCCCAGUGUGUAGAUGCACAGUUACCUCCUCAACCAGAUCACUUGUGUUGGAUAAUUUCAUUGAAGGAAUGUUGAAUAAUAUGCCAAGUCGUUACAAGAUUCGAAGAGAUGAGGUUCUCGACGAACGGAGAGCCAAAGAAGAACAAGGAGCACGAAGCAGUGUCCGUUGAAAGGACACGCGCCAACAUUAUUCAUAAAGCGAAUGAAGGAGAAAUCUUGAAGUAUGCCACCCCCCUGAUCUUACAAAAAAAAAAAGAAACUGAAAUAUGAAGUCCUGGAGAAAGUUUGCCUGAUCGAUCAGUUUGAUUUCCAGAUUGACAUCAUUGUAAUGCUCCCGUCUUCACAUAUUUACUCCGUUGGAGCCCCUAUCCUGUGAUGACGCGUACGCUGGUUAAUUAGCUCGAGAAAUUGCUGUUAAUUAUUUGCUUACCUCCAACAUAACCAGAUGCUAGAGUUUAAGGUUUGUCACAGCUGCGGCGAACCUUUUGAAGCUAGGGACCCUAGUAGAUGACCCUAUAGUAUCAGCUCUUUAAGUCUACAAGCCUAAGAGCUAUUUUUUAAUAUCUUACAAGUAGCUGUAUCGAUGUAAUUUAGAGGAAUUAUACAUAGCACGUUCGUUCUUUUA